Messenger RNA from Procambarus clarkii (red swamp crayfish), 2710 nucleotides. RefSeq lists its product as uncharacterized. NCBI's taxonomy places the organism in Eukaryota, Metazoa, Arthropoda, Malacostraca, Decapoda, Cambaridae. The record is from RefSeq and is a predicted model, not a curated record.
GCACAGUGCCAGGAGUGUGUGUGGCACCACUGGGCACCACUGGGCAUCACUGGGCACCACUGGGCACCUCGCGGACUACUACUGCUACGAGCUGUCCCUUCCGGUGUAUAUUGUAAUGCAGACUAGUACAUACUAUACUUUGCGGUUACCUUGCAGUGAUUUCGGGGCUCAAUACUUCCUCGCUGCCCGGUCCCUGACCAGGAGGUAACCAAAUGUACAGUGUAAUUUUGUGUACAAAUAGUGAUAGAACAUACAGUGUGCACACACAAUCAUGAUCGUAGCGUGAUGUAGACUAUUACUUCGUGUAGCAGUGUGUUCUAUAACCUGCACUGUGAGUUGUGUAUAUGCUCUUAUACUUGCCAGCUAUACGUACAGUGCUUUAAACUAGUGUUUAGCAUUAACAGCCAUUGUCUGCACAUUUCUCUGUGACAGGGACAUAAAUGCAGUGACACUGAUACAGCGAUACGGUGAUACAAUAGCGAAGUUAUACAGCGGUAUGGAAUACAGUGGCGCGGUUUUAAUGAUAAAAUGAGUGCAGUGAUAGUGAAAUAUAUAUAUACUAUUGUUGUCACGAACGCUGCAGGAAAUACAUGAUUCAAGGAACAAAUACAACCAUAUAUGACUAUUAGGUACAAAAGAAUUUUUGAGCAGCUACCAGGAUUUACCAGCAUCACCUAAAUUAAGGGUUCAACUAGAACUACAGCUAACAACAAUCGAGAAGCUAUAGGGUUCAGCAACGAGCAGCGAAAACCAGUAGCAUGUCUGUCAAAAUUAACAUAUCGUCGAGCACCUCGUGCAGCCCCAGCAGCAACUCCCCCACCAGCAGCGCCUCCGUCAGUAGGUGGUGGGGGUUGCUAGGUCCCAGGUGUGGGGGCUGCUUCACCCCCACCACCACACUGAGAUUCCUUGCCGGCCUCGCUCUGGUUUUUGGCGUGGUAAUAUCCAGUAUGGAGGGGACACUAUUGGUGCGGGAGGAGCAGAAGUACCAGAGGUGUGUCCUCCGUCAGGCUGGGCUUGUUAGGAGUCGACAUGGUGACACCCUCAAUACCAACAUUGAUACUGACAUCUUGUCAGUAUGCUAUCCACAUGAUAUCAAUUUAGUACGUGGGUGUGGCUGGUCUGGCAUGGUGGUGACAGUAGUGUACCUCUUGGCCUCCCUACUCCUGCUGGUCGCUAUCUCAACGGAACGGUGGCAGUUGUGCCUGCCUUGGGCAUGUGCAAGUGUGGCAGCCGGAAUACACGAGGUGCUUCUAGUGGGCCUGUGCUGGUUGCUGCUGGGUGCUGGGGAUCUUCUCUUCUAUACACUCCACAUCCUCCUCUUGGCAUACAGUGUGGCCGUUCUCACCUCUGUCCUGCGACAAUUGAGCUCAGAACUUCCCUGACAGUCUGGAACUCUGAGCCAUGACAUGAUUUCAGUGAAUUUGAUGAUGUAAACACUCUAUGAAGACAGUCUGUCCCACUACACAUGAAUAAACAGACGUCAGCAAGAGUUUCACCAGUGUAAAGCGCCUUCCCGUUCAGAUACAGAUAAAAACAUCCGUUUUAUAAUUAUAGGGGUACCACCUCUGGUGCAAUACAUAAUAAAGCUAUUGACUAUUUUGACAUUAUAUUUCUUGUCUUUAUUUCAUUAUUUGGAUAUUAUACCCACAGUAAGAUGCUUCCGGGUCCUGUGAAUGGACAAGUGCAAUUCACUCGAUAGAUUUUUUCCAGUUUUACCAAAUCACAUAUAUUCUUGUUAUAAAACAAUAAAGUUGCAAUAAAGUAAAGGCGGGUUAUUUGUCUUUCACAAAAGUAUUUGUACUUUUACCAAUUAAUUAUUUGAUCAAAUUUUCUACACCUUGUACUUGUAUUUACUUGCUAAUAUAUCUAUAUUACUUGUACUUGAGAAAAAGUACUUGAAUCCAGGCUUGAUAUAUUUAUUUCCUAUUAAAUAUCAUAAGCAUUUCUGAGCAAAAUUUUUAUAGUAUGUAUGUCUGGAAGUCAAAGCAGAGAUAUUAUUUACCAUUAUUUGAACGAUCCUUUGGAUCUAGAACAGCAUGACUGCUGUAACAAAUAAUUUAAUUGUCGACAAAUAAUGCUUACGAAACUUCAGUUGGAAGGUAAGAGUUGAUGUCAUUAACAGCAACAAUAAAUAAUGUACUACAGUACUCAGGUCAUGUCCUUGCUAGAGGCAAUAUAAGUCAACCUUACAAGAUACUGAGGGAAACAGACAAAAUGGAUAGAAAUAGUUUUUUUUAGGCGAGGGCAUAAGAACGUGGGGGGCGGGGGAGCACAACUGGAAGUUGGAAACUGAUGGAUUAGAGAAAUGUAAAAUAUGUGUAUUUUAAUAACCCAUUGAUAUAUUCAUAGGUUUUGAGAACUCACCAAGUCUAGGCAUAUAUUAUACAUAAGCUAUCUCUCUACUACAUAAUGUACUAUUUGUUUAAUAGGGUUUGCAGGCACAUCAGCUAUUUUAUAAAUUAGCAUCUACUGUAUUUCAAAUGAUAAAAUCUACUUUACGAAUAAACACUAAAGUUGUGGAAACUUCACCUUACCGAUACCUCUCAUACUUCUUACUAUUUUCAAUUCACCUGUGCAGUUAGAAUUAUGAAUACCAACAUGACUAGUCAUUUCAUCACAUGGAAUUUUUGGCUUCUUAUAGUGAAAACUUAAUUGAAAAAAUUAUUAAAAGUUUCUAUGUAUAUGAGGGGAAUAAAAUAUAAUAAAAUUU